Molecule: messenger RNA, 768 nt
Organism: Vicia villosa (hairy vetch)
Lineage: Eukaryota; Viridiplantae; Streptophyta; Magnoliopsida; Fabales; Fabaceae
Exons: 5
Coding region: 1-768 (255 amino acids)
Source: RefSeq, a predicted model, not a curated record
AUGGUUGGCAAGGAAAAAGUGCAUAAUACUUUGGGAGAAGUACUUCACCAUAAAUCGCUCCCUGCUGGAUAUUUGAAAGUAUCAAUUGAUAUUGCUUCAGAGGGAGGUCCGUUAUUAUCAAUACCUAACGAUGUUUUAGAUGCAACAUUGGUGGGAGAGGCAAUAAGUGCAUAUGUUGUAUGGUCGUCAAGCCUCAUUCACGUAGAUGAUGAGAUUCAUGCUAAAGAGAUCGAACAAGUCAGUAGGGGUAAGGAGCUUGGAAUUAGCAACAUUUUCACACAAAAAAAGGAUGUUGCUAAGAAGGCCGCGACUAGCAAAAAACCUACUUCUCAGUAUAAGUCGUGCCUUCAGACAUAUAUAGGAAUAACAAAUAUUCCGAAUGGUGGUACUCGUCUUAUACCUAUGAAGGAAUAUAUUUUUGGUUAUGAAUACAUGGAAGCAUCUGGUAGAGAGAAUCUGGAUCAAGUUUCUAAACAUUUGAAAUUAGGCCUCAGUGUUAUCGAUAUAUACAUCAGGUUUCUAUAUGACAAAGUGAUGCGCCCGCGCGGAUUGGAAGAACAAUUUGCUUUCUUAGCACCCAACACUGUCAACUCAGGGUUAAUCGUAACGAAACCAGAUGAUGUCAUAGCGCUUCUACAAGCUUUUCGAUCACAAAGAUAUAUUCAAAUACCAAAGAGUAGAGCCAAUAACAUUACAUGGAUCAGAGUGCAAGUUAUAGGUGCAGAUGUGGAAGAUAGAGCUAACAAGUUCGUUGUUGUUGUUUUUUAG